This is a messenger RNA of Glossina fuscipes, 1310 nucleotides long. RefSeq lists its product as uncharacterized. NCBI's taxonomy places the organism in Eukaryota, Metazoa, Arthropoda, Insecta, Diptera, Glossinidae. The record is from RefSeq and is a predicted model, not a curated record. Bases 122 to 1285 code for a protein of 387 amino acids. The transcript has a single exon.
AUAAAUAAAUAAAUAAAUAAAUAAUCUGUCUGUGGCGUGAAUCAAAGAAAAUAGAAGUUGGACUGCUUUAUUGAGCUAAACCAUUAAAAGUAUUAUUCGACGUGGGUUUAAGUUAGCGGGCAUGAGGCGACAAUUUUAUACAAAAUCAAAAUUUAUUUAUUCCACAAGCUUUGAGGAUCUUGAAACUUCAAGUAAUCCAGAAAAGGAUGAAGACGAUUACACAUCCAGCAGUUUCGAUCGUAGUUCUGUAGAUUCCAUUCCUUGGACUGAUGAUGCUAUAAAACUCAAUAGUUUAGAAUGGGAAAAAAUUGAAAGAAUGCUCAGAGGUGUUGAGGAAGUGACAGGUGAUGAAGAUUUGCGCAAUGAGAUUUCGGAUUGGCAAAGAAAAUUUCCACAUUUUGUGUCUGGCAUAAGAGAAGGGAAUUUAUGCCAGCUUGGGGCUGACGCUACCAGCGCCGAAUCUGUCGCUACUCUAAAAUUAAUUUCGGAUGAAGAGGAUGACUAUAAAGUAAAAGGAGGGCAAUGCAUUCAGGAAUAUUCUUCUGAAGCUGAAGAUCUAAGCUUCACUCCUUCGCCUUUGUAUGGAGCAUCUUCAGAAGACAUUAAUAUUUUGAAAUUGUUUGAAGACUUUACAUUAAAUGCGGUGCCUUAUACUCAACGUGAAAAUAUCAGGAAGCCUUAUAAUAAUCAGCCGGCAUAUUCGAAAAGGACACCUGCUUCUCCUGCUGGGCGAAAUCAUUUGCGAAUGCCUCCUAUUUUAAAUGUGUUAGAGAGUACAUGCAGAUUUCGAAAAUUAGCUAAAAAUAAAAAUCAGAGUUUCGUACAACUGACUCAAGUAAAUCAUGCACAAUCAGCUAUAAUAAGACAAAACGAAGAAAUUAGAGGCAAUCACACACGUCACUCAGCUUGGCACAUGCCGUUAUUAGCGAACCGUUUUUUCAGUAAACGAAAUUCUCUUAUACUACCUACCAUUUCAACUAUACAACAAAAAGAAGUUCAACAAUGUAUUAGUAAGCCUACAACUACAACGGAUAGAGAUGGACUGGCCUUUAGUCUUAAUAAAUCAUCAGCAAAUGUUAAGUCAUUCACACCGAAUUUUAAUUACCAUUCUCAGAGCUCUCAUACACGAAAUCAUAUAUUAUCAAGAUUUCCAAUACCAUCUUCAAGCCAAUCAAAUUCAUCGAGCUCCUUACGAUCAGCUUCGGCAGCUUCUCAAUAUCUGAAACCGUCCUUUAAUGGCUUAUACUUGCCAUAUAGUGCCUACAAAUUCAAAACUUUUAAAUAGCUAAGUAUAAAUUACUUUUUAGCAA